UAUAUACAAGUAUAUAUAACCAUAACUCUCCACUCUCCGUCCCUAUCGCUUUCUCUAUUCUCUUUCUUCUCUCUUUUGUUCUUUCAUUUCUCCCCCCACCCUUUUAAUCUUUCAUUUUUUCGGGGGAGAAUCGUUGUUGUUAUUGUCAUUAAUUUCAUGUUUUUGAUACGUUCGUGGUGAAUGAAGAGAGAUGGAGACUCCUCAAGACGAAGUGGUGGGAGUCUCUAAGGGCAAACGCACUAAACGUCUUAGGCCUCAAUCUCUAAUCCCUUUCACCAUAAAUGCACAUUCAUCAACCGGUGACUCGAACAUUGAUGACACGGUUCACGGAGAAGUCAGUAUCAUCAACAACAACGACAACAAUAACAAUUCUAGUACGCCCCCUGCCACUUCAGAUGAAAACUUCCCUGACAAGGACGGUGUCCCCACCGAGGAAGAAGAAGAAACGGCCAAGUGUUUGAUCCUCUUGUCCCAAGGCGGUCAUCCUUAUCAUCAUCAUCGUCAGACACCAACUAACAAAUUCCUCAAUCUUUUCAACGAUGACAUGGGGUUGUACCAGACCAAAUUCAACAGCAAAAGGUACGUGGAGACGACCGACCUAGGGAAUGGUGCCAAGGCAGGGACAUACGUGUACGAGUGCAAGACAUGUAACAGGACAUUCCCGUCAUUCCAAGCACUAGGUGGGCACAGAGCAAGUCACAAAAAACCUAAGCCAUUGACAAUCGAACCGAAAAAACAACCAUUCUUCUAUUUUUCGGACCAAGACGAUCCCUCACCAACAUCAAGUUACAAGUACAACAACAAAUUGUCACCAACAUUGUCUCCUCUUUCAGCCCAAUUCAACAAUAUCAACAUGGAAAGUCCAAAUUACAACAAAUCACCUUCUCCUAGAAUCCACACAUGUUCAUAUUGUGGUGCAGAAUUUACCUCAGGACAAGCUUUAGGUGGUCACAUGAGAAGACAUAGAGGGGGUGCUAAUAAUAAUAAUACAACUUUGUGUUUAAGCCCUUUAAGUACUCACAUUCAAUCACCUUCCUUUGAAGAUCAAUUUGCUAAUAAUUUGAAGAAACCAAGAAAUGGGCUGUCAUUAGAUCUUAAUCUUCCAGCACCAGCAGAAUAUCAAAAUCAAUCAAGAAAUCUUCAACAUCCACCAAAAUAUCCAACUGCUAUAGAGCAACAACAAGAUCAAGAACAAGCACAGAAGCAACAAGAAGAACAAGAACAAACAGCCCUUGUUUUGUCCACCGCCCCACAACUGAUUGAUUGUCAUUAUUGAGAACCUACGUUGCUUGGCCUCUCCAGAACUACUGCCACACCUGUGUCAGAUCCUCCCAAAAAAAUACUUUUGGAGGAUUCGACAUGUACAUGACAGCAUUUUGAAGAAUCCGAGUACAACUUUUGAAGGAUCCGAGACUAGUGUGACGGCCUUUUUGAAGAAUCCGAGCAACAUAGUUGAAAAUUGUUGUUCUUUCUUCUCUUUCAACCCACAAAUUGAAUUAAUUUAUACGCGAACAAUCACAAUUCUACAUGGACAUUGUCAAAAGGUAAAUGAGAGCCACCACAAUCAAUUCUUUCAUAUCUUAUUGUUAGCAAUUCUAAAUUUAUUCCUCAAUUUCAUACGUUGCUACUUAUAGUUAUAACGUACUAAAAUUUAAUGUAGUUAUAGUGACUAAUAGCUAGCUUUAUUUGCUACACCUUAAACC
Messenger RNA from Lycium ferocissimum, 1703 nucleotides. RefSeq names its product zinc finger protein ZAT5-like. The transcript has a single exon. The record is from RefSeq and is a predicted model, not a curated record. Bases 191 to 1276 code for a protein of 361 amino acids. Lineage: Eukaryota; Viridiplantae; Streptophyta; Magnoliopsida; Solanales; Solanaceae.